Molecule: messenger RNA, 546 nt
Organism: Teleopsis dalmanni
Lineage: Eukaryota; Metazoa; Arthropoda; Insecta; Diptera; Diopsidae
Gene: ND-B17.2
Product: probable NADH dehydrogenase [ubiquinone] 1 alpha subcomplex subunit 12
Exons: 5
Coding region: 26-457 (143 amino acids)
Biological process (GO): response to oxidative stress; mitochondrial respiratory chain complex I assembly
Cellular component (GO): membrane
Source: RefSeq, a predicted model, not a curated record
UUGCCACUCAACGAAUAAAGGCAAAAUGGCUAAAUAUGUCGGUAUCAACCGCUUGGGUAAGCUUUUCCAAAUCAUACGAGAAAAUGGUGGUGUACGUGCCAGUUUAGCGAAAUUAUUUAGGAAUGAUGAGUUAAAGACUGGCACUUUAGUCGGUGUCGAUAAGUAUGGCAACAAAUAUUUUGAGAAUCCCUACUAUUUCUAUGGCAGAAACAGAUGGGUUGAGUUUACUGAACAUGUAAAUUUAAAUUAUGAUGGUUCUCAAAUACCUGCCGAAUGGUAUGGCUGGAUGCACUACAAGACCGAUUUGCCACCAACCCGUGACGGUAAUCGCCCGAAAUAUGAAUGGAUGGCAGAUCACAGUGAAAACUUAUCAGGAACAAAAGAACAAUACAUGCCGUUCACCACAACUCGCCCCAAAAUUGAAGCUUGGAAUCCAAAUAAUGGCAAGAAAAAUUAAGGAAUGAUCGAGAAAAGUGUAGAAUAAUAUUACUAAUUAACAAAAUUUACUUUAUUUCCAAGAAAAUAAAGAUCAGUUUUAUUUUAAAA